AUGGACGGGCACGGUGGAGGGCCACAGCGGGCCAGAAAGAGGGGGUUCAGACCCCACGUGAGGACCAUCUUCACCCCCGGAGAGAUGGACCCCAGGGUGAGACAGGAGUCCGGGGAGGGACACACCUUCCAGCCCGGAGGCGAGGACACCUGGUGUGAUGUGUGCUGCGUUUACAUCUUCCAGCAUGGGCUCACCUGUGCAGGUUGUAAGUACACGUGUCACGCUGGCUGUAGGGACCAAGUGUCUCUGGACUGUCAUCCUGCAGCUUCAGCCGCCGGUCAGGACCAGAUCAACAACAACACACCGCCACACUCUGAUGUGGGGAAGGAGAGAGAGUUACGGACGGAGUUCAGCAGGGAGGAAAUCAGGCAGAGGAUCGAGCAGUACAACAUGCUGACUAAAGACCACCUCAAAAUGACACUGAAUUCCACUGGUGUGUAUACUGGUUUCGUCAAGGUCCAGAUGGAUCUGAGGAGGCCCGUGACGGUGCGGGGGGGUCAGAGAGGAGCGGGUGGAGGCCGGUUGGAGGAGGCCUUCUAUCUGCCCAGAGGAGUCACCAACACACUCCACAUCAGCUCCAAUAACACGGUCAAACAGGUGAUCGGCGCCCUGCUGAACAAGUUCACCGUCGCAGACAACCCGGCCAAAUACGCCUUGUACAAACGCUAUCGCAGGGAGGAACAGGUGUAUGUGUGUAAGCUGGCGGAUGGCGAGCAGCCGUUGUUUCUUCGUCUGGUGGCAGGACCUGAUGGCGACACGCUGAGCUUCGUCCUGGGAGAACAGCAGACAGGAGAAGUCAUGUGGGAUGCGUUCUCCAUCCCCGAGCUGCGUAACUUCCUGCGGAUCCUCGACAAGGAGGAGGACGAGCAGGCGGUGGCGGUGAAGCGACGCUAUGAUGCGUACCGGAAAAGACUGCAGGAGGCGCUGACGGAGGUCAGAGCCCACACCGGAUGCGCUUGUUCAUACUCCGGUGUGUCUCACUAUGUCCUCCGACUCUGCCUCAGUCAGGCGGAACUGUUUGCUCCAGCAGGAAGAAGAGGCGCUGACUGCAAAACUAUGUUGGGUAAGAGAUCCUCAUUAGCGGUUCUGCUCGCUGUGGUUGUCGGCGUUUACCUGCUGCCUUCUCCCAUUGACCCCAAACCACAUGUACUGAAGGGGCCUCCUCCGGCCCUCGAGGGUCCGCUGGCCGUCAACACUCGGCUGCAGAACGGCCGCAGGCUGUUUACUGGUAAACUACACGGACCAGAGUCCUUCACUGCAGAUGAGGAGGGUAACGUGUACACAGGAACAGUGGACGGGAAGCUGUGGAGGAUCGGUCCUGAUGACAGUCUCACCCUCAUCACACAGAUGGGGCAGGAUUUACCAGAAUGUGGCAGCAGUACAGACUUUGAGCUCGUGUGCGGUCGUCCUCACGGCGUUCGUCUGGAUCGCCGAGGUCAGCUGAUUGUUGCUGACUCGUACUUUGGGCUUCACAGCGUCGACCCCAAAACCGGAGAGAAGACUCUGCUGCUUUCUAACUCACAAGGUGCUGACGGCGUUCCCUUUGCCUUCCUGAACGGUUUGGAGAUUUCCUCCCAAACUGGGAUCAUUUAUUUCACCGACUCCUCCAGUCGAUGGGGACGCCGACACGUCAAACUGGAGGUGAUCGAGCUGAACAGCCUCGGCCGUCUUCUCUCCUACGAUCCAGAGACAGGAAGUGUGACGGUGCUGCUGGACUCCCUCUACAUGCCCAACGGCAUCGCCUUGUCUCCGGACGAACGCUUCCUGUUGCUAGCGGAGACGAGCAUCGGACGCAUUCUAAAAUAUUGGCUGAAGGGACCGAAGGCCGGCACCAGGGAGGUCGUCAUGGACAACAUGAUCGGUUACCCCGACAACAUCCGCCGUAGCGACCACGGAACAUUCCUGGUUGGCAUAACGACGACGCGGUUCCGGAAGGUCACGCCUCCCUUCCUGGACUUGAUCGCCCCGUACCCGGCUGUCAAACGCCUCCUGAGCAAGGUGAUUCCUCUGAGCUGGUACAACCUCCUGCUGCCGCGCUACGCUCUGGUCCUGGAGCUCGGACCGGACGGGGAGAUCGUGGGAACGCUGCACGACCCCGAGGGCCGUCUGACGUGGGCCGUCAGCGACGUCUUCCAGCACCGAGGGAGGACGUACCUGGGCAGCACCGACCUGCCGUUCCUCCCCGUCCUGGAGGGAACGGAGAGCUGAGAACGGACCGAACCAAACCAAACGUAGGCUCAUUGGUUCUGAUAGACGUCGUUGACCUCUGGAGCAACGUGUGGAUGUUUCCUGGAUAAAAACCUGGAUAUUGUGGUUUCAAGUCGGACUCUGAAAAAUAACCUGAGAGGUGAACUGAACUUUCAACAUAUUUGAAAAAGUUAAAAACAACCUGAAAAAACUUCCAUCUGCUGAAACAAAAAGAUGAAAUCGGGUUUAAAGUGUCACAGAAAUGUUGAGCUGAAACCUCAAUUAUAAACCUCAAAAACUGUUCAAUUAAAUUCAUUGUCGCACUGGAUGUCUGCAGAAAAAACACUGAACCAUCAACCGUCUCUGGAACUGGAAUCAAACCAGGAUAAAACUUCAAUAGAGACACUUUAAAUGUUAUUAAGCAUUUUUAACCUUUUAGUGUCUUUAAAUAGUUUAGUUUGUUUGUAAGAGACAAGGAGCUUAAGCUCUUCUGACCCGGAGACUCGGCCUGAAUCGUCAAAAUCUUCUAACUUUUUAAUUAAAACUUUGAAAUUUUAACUUCUGACUGUUAAACUGUACAGUGUUGUUCUAUUACUAGAUGUUAAAAUAAAUAUUUUAUAUAAAAAUA
Anoplopoma fimbria (sablefish) is the source of this 2815-nucleotide messenger RNA. RefSeq lists its product as uncharacterized. The record is from RefSeq and is a predicted model, not a curated record. Gene Ontology annotation, biological process: signal transduction; biosynthetic process. Gene Ontology annotation, molecular function: strictosidine synthase activity. Lineage: Eukaryota; Metazoa; Chordata; Actinopteri; Perciformes; Anoplopomatidae.